Talaromyces rugulosus is the source of this 4410-nucleotide messenger RNA. RefSeq lists its product as uncharacterized. The record is from RefSeq and is a predicted model, not a curated record. Gene Ontology annotation, biological process: nucleoside metabolic process. The transcript has 2 exons. The coding region runs from base 1 to 4410 and encodes 1469 amino acids. NCBI's taxonomy places the organism in Eukaryota, Fungi, Ascomycota, Eurotiomycetes, Eurotiales, Trichocomaceae. Gene Ontology annotation, molecular function: protein binding; catalytic activity.
AUGGCACACUCUACUCUAUCGCACGAUGACUAUACCGUGGCAUGGAUCUGUGCGUUGCCGAUAGAAAUGGCCGCUGCAAAAGUGAUGCUGGAUGAAAUACAUCACGACCGCAUCGAGAAUCAGCCGCCAACCGAUCACAACACCUAUACACUAGGCAAACUGCACGGCCACGAUGUGGUGAUUGCCGGCUUGCCGUUAGGUAUCUACGGGACCACGUCGGCAACCGCAGUCUUAACACAGAUGCGGCCAACAUUCCCAUCGUUGCGAUUUGCCCUUAUGGUUGGUAUUGGGGGAGGAGUCCCCGGAAAGGCUGACGUUCGACUUGGAGACGUGGUGGUCAGCAAGCCAACUGCGAGUGGAAGUGGUGUGAUACAGUAUGAUUACGGGAAAACAAUGCGUAAUGGAUGCUUUCUACCAACCGGGUUUCUCGAUAAACCUCCCCGGUUUUUGUUGACGGCGAUGACUAAAAUAGAAAGUAAUCAUAUGAUGGGAGAACGACCGAUUAAGCAAAUCAUUGUUGAUGUUCUCGAGAAGAAAAAAGACAUGAGAGACAAGUUCUCUCGACCAAGUGAUGACUGGCUUUUCUCCGCGACAUAUCCUCAUCAAAACGAUGACCAUGACUGCUCUACCUGUGACCUUAAUCAGCUAAUAGAUCGUCCAGGGCGAGCAACUAAUGAGCCUUAUAUCCAUUAUGGAUUAAUCGCCUCUGGAAAUCAAGUUAUGAAAGAUGCGCAGACUCGGGACCAGAUUGCACAAGACCCGAUAAUACUCUGCUUUGAGAUGGAGGCGGCGGGUCUGAUGGAUCAGAUUGGAUGCCUAGUGAUUCGUGGAAUUUGCGACUACUGCGAUUCUCACAAACAAAAACAGUGGCAGGGCUAUGCAUCGUUAGCUGCGGCAGCAUAUGCCAAGUUGCUGCUAUCUGUUGUUGGAACUGAAUUUAGUUCAGAAGAGAACGCAUGCCUGGGUUCUUUAUCUAAAAUAAACCCGAUUGAAUACAGGAAUAAACCGAAGUGGAUAAAAUAUCGUGCUCAAGGCACAUUCGAAUGGAUUAUUGAAACACCUGAGCUUCGAACUUGGCUUGGUUCACAGGAAGUUUCUACUGAAGUCCAUUCCAACAUCCUCUGGCUGUAUGGUUACCCAGGAACUGGAAAAUCUACAAUGGCAAUCACCAUUAUAGAGAAGGUUCUGAAUCACCCUCUUUUUGUUAAUAGAGAUGCCACCCUUUCCUACUUCUUCUGUAACUCCAGUUCCCAGGAGUACCGCACCUCGAUUGCUAUACUGGGUGGUCUUCUAUACCAGAUAGCCGAGCAGCUUCCGCAAUCGAUGAAACACUUACUCCCCAUAUUUCAAGAACGAAAGGAGAAUCCUUUUGAUUCUUUUGAUAUACUAUGGAAUAUUCUUAUCGACAUUUCUCGUGUAAAUGCCACCUGUCAAUUCUACUGUGUCAUUGAUGCUUUGGAUGAAUGCGAUCAAGAGUCACAGAAAACACUCUUGACUCAGAUCAAACAAACUUUUGCAAAUGACAAUAACAGUAUGAACAUACAUUUCCUGAUUACCAGUCGACCUCACCCUGAAAUUAGGGACUAUUUAUGUUGGUUUAAAUCCAAGGAGUUGUCUACCUACCAGGAAGUCGGAAAUGACCUCCGAAUACUGAUCAGGCAAAAGGUCAACGAGCUCUCUCAAACAAAACAAUAUCCUGAGAAUGUGAAACGAAAAGUAUCGGAAAUCCUUCAAGAAAAAGCAGAAGGGACAUUUCUAUGGGUUGGUAUCGUAUGUGAUGACUUGACAAGUGAGAGUGCAAGAAACGCUAUCACAAAACUGCAAAGUUUACCUCGAGGGCUGGAUUCACUUUACUCCCGAUUACUAGAAACAGCCUUGGCAAAAGCGGAGAAAGAAAAACAUAACCUUAUCCUACAGAUUCUCAGUGUCGUCACAGUCUCACGACGCCCUCUUAACGUUGCAGAGCUCUCUAUUGCGUGUGGACUCUGCGAGAAUGAAGGAGGAGAAAAUCUUCUCAUAUCGCUGGAAGUAAUCGAUAUGUGUCAUCUUAUGAUUGUGGUCAAAGAUGACAUCGUACGUCUCCUGCACAAGUCCAUGAAAGACUUCCUCCUUCGUGUUCAGGGAGGAAACCUGAUCAACCUCUCAAGAGAAAAUGCGACCUUGGCAUAUCGUUGUAUUAAUUACUUUUUAUCCAAUGCGCAAUCAAUCAACGGCAUGCAGAACGGCAAGGUAAACUGCGGGUUUCUUGAGUAUGCGGUCCUCUAUUGGCCUGAACAUGCCUCAGCUGCGCAGGCUGAAUUCGAUGUCCAACCAGCUCAUACCCAUUUCUUUCAACUGGUAUCAAAGGAAAGGGAACAGUGGCUAGAGGCCUACAACAGCGAAUUGAAGUUUUCAUCCACCCCGAAGGAAUUCUCGGUUAUCCAUGUAGCAGCGGCAUGGAACAUACCAAAUCUCAUCGACUUCAGUAUGGUCAAUAUCUCAACGAUUCAGAAAUUGAAGAUGCUUUUUUGGGCCUAUCCUGGUACCGGAUGGUAUACGCGGCCUUGGAAAGGACGGCAUCUACACAAAGCGCUUCUCAAUGCACAGGACGGUACUGGUAAGAGUCCACUUCACUGGGCGAUUAUCAAGAGCCAUACGCAUAUCAUAGACGUUUUCUUACAACAAGGGGCUGAUGUGGACUUGCGGGAUAAUGAGUCUAAGUGUGCCCUACAUUUUGCCGCAGAAAUCGGGGACGAACGACUUGUUCAGAUCCUUCUCAGGUCGCCAAAAAACCUGGAGGCCAAAGAUAAUCAAGGUCGAACCCCAUUGCUCAUUGCAGUGGAUAACUUGCAAUUUGAAGUUAUUCAUCGCCUAGUUAAUGCUGGAGCUCAGGUUAAUGCUCUCAACAACAUGAAUCAGAACGCUUUACAUCUCAUCUGCAUAAAAAGGCAGUCAAGUGACAGCUGUAAUUUGCUUCGGUAUUUUAUUGGCCAUGGAAUCUCUGCAUGUGAAUGCGAUAUAGAAAAUAUGACACCCUUCCUUUAUGCAAUAGGAAAUGGAAGUGAAGAUCUAGCUGCAUUUUUACUUGAAAAUGGAGUUGAUGUGAACUUUCAGAUUCAUAGGAAAUCAUGGGUUGGUCGAACGCAGAAUGUUUUUCUCUAUGAUGAGAUGGACAAUGACUGUGAAGAAAUAUCUGAAGGCGAACAGGGCUCAGGAUUGAGUGCCCUUCACUUUUCGGCCUUGAAAGGGGACGUGAGGAUGACAGAGUUUUUACUCCAUCACCGUGCUGAUCCUAAUACGAAGUCUGAUGCUGGGGAUACCCCCUUACAUCUGGCCAUUCGAAAAGAAUUGAUAGGAAUUAAAUAUCAGGACCCCUGGGUAACUGACGAAUAUGCAGUUGAGAUGCUAAGGGACAUUUAUGAGCCGGAUAGUGACGAGGCUACUGAGAUAAAUCAACAGAUUGAUCAAGCCAGAAUAGACGUCGUUCGCGUACUUCUGGAGAGCAGUACCGUCGAUGUCAACAUAGUCAACAAUCGUGGCGACUAUCCGCUACACCUGAUUCCAUAUAUUACAAAAUAUGGAGAUAUCAUCCUGGAAAUGCUAAUAUAUAAUAAAGCAAUUGUGUCGCAAUUGAAUCACAAGAAUCAGACAUGUCUUCACCUUGCCAGCCGGGCAGGAAACCUUAAAGCUAUUGAAAGACUUAUAAGAAGGGAAGAAUGCGACUUUACUUUACUUGACGCUAAUGGGUUAAGUCCCCUUCACCACGCCGUUAUUUGUGAUGAGCCACACAUCGUACGAUUCAUGUUGGAUCGUUUCCAGGACAAGGAACGAGAAUUUUGGAAGCAACUUGACCACUUGGGGAAGAAUAUUCUCCAUCAUCAUGUUCAAUCACUUCUUUGUUCCAGGAAGAUGAUUGAUUUGCUUCUUGAAUACGGAUUCCCGAUCAAUGACCUUGAUGCAGAAGGGGAUUCUAUUCUUAGCUUAUAUUUGAGUUCCCCGCACUUGAGUGUUCAAGCUGAUACCUUUCAAUACAUUCUGAGAAAGACUUCCACUGAAUGCAUAAAACGAGUGGACCGAAAAGGACGGAAUUUGAUACACCUAUCGAUGCGUCAGCGGAGAGUGAGUAAUGUCACUAUUCUCGAGGAUCUAUUAAAGUCCGGCAUAGACAUAAAUGCGAAAGACGUCGAAGGCAGAGGUAUUAUGCAUCAUGGCGCAAUUCACGGUGCAUUCAACAAAGCCCUUACGCAGUUUUUGCAAGCAAGACCCAUCUUCAAGCUUCAUGAAAGGGAUCUGCAUGGUAAGACACCUCUCGAAUAUGCAGAAGAGGAGGCAAAUCGUGAACGGGAUGGGGUGGAUGAGGAUGAGAUCCAGUGGAAACAAUCAUUACAAAAUCUAAGGCAUGCAGAGCUAUUCGAAAUUGAUCACAGCUAA